Messenger RNA from Neopsephotus bourkii (Bourke's parrot), 1700 nucleotides. RefSeq names its product transcription factor CP2 like 1 (gene TFCP2L1). Bases 111 to 1538 code for a protein of 475 amino acids. Lineage: Eukaryota; Metazoa; Chordata; Aves; Psittaciformes; Psittacidae. Gene Ontology annotation, cellular component: nucleus. Gene Ontology annotation, biological process: regulation of transcription by RNA polymerase II. The transcript has 15 exons. The record is from RefSeq and is a predicted model, not a curated record. Gene Ontology annotation, molecular function: RNA polymerase II cis-regulatory region sequence-specific DNA binding; DNA-binding transcription activator activity, RNA polymerase II-specific.
UGGGGUGCCUCGGGUGGGCAGCCCGGCUGGCUCCCUUCUGCCGCCUGGCCACAGCGACCGCGCCGGCACCGGGACCCCUUCUCACCCCGCCUUGCCCGCCGCCCACCAAGAUGCUGUUUUGGCACACGCAGCCGGAGCACUACAACCAGCACUCGACCGGCAGCUACCUGCGAGAUGUCCUUGCACUGCCGAUCUUCAAGCAGGAAGAACCUCAGCUGUCUCCUGAGAAUGACGCUAAAUUGCCACCCUUUCAGUAUGUCCUCUGCACAGCCACAUCACCUGCUGUGAAACUGCACGAAGAAACCCUGACCUAUCUCAACCAAGGUCAGUCUUAUGAAAUCCGUCUACUUGAGAAUAGGAAAUUGGGAGAGUUUCAAGAUUUAAACACAAAAUAUGUAAAGAGCAUAAUUCGUGUAGUUUUCCAUGAUCGACGCCUGCAGUACACAGAGCAUCAGCAGCUUGAGGGCUGGAGGUGGAGUCGGCCUGGGGACCGCAUCCUUGAUAUAGAUAUUCCACUGUCAGUUGGUAUCUUGGAUCCGAGGGCCAGUCCAACCCAGUUGAAUACUGUUGAAUUUCUGUGGGAUCCAUCAAAGAGAGCUUCAGCAUUCAUCCAGGUACAUUGCAUCAGCACAGAAUUUACUCCACGGAAACAUGGAGGAGAGAAAGGUGUGCCCUUCCGGGUGCAAAUCGACACAUUUAAACAAAAUGAAAAUGGUGAAUACACAGAACACUUGCAUUCUGCAAGCUGCCAGAUCAAAGUGUUCAAGCCUAAAGGAGCAGACAGAAAACAGAAGACUGACAGGGAAAAAAUGGAGAAGAAGACCACCCAAGAGAAAGAGAAGUAUCAACCUUCCUAUGAGACAACUAUUCUCACAGAGUGCUCUCCCUGGCCAGAUGUGCCUUAUCAAAUGAACAAUGCUCCAUCUCCAAGUUACAACAGUUCUCCCAACAGCUUCAACCUUGGAGAUGGCAACAGUUCUCCAACCCACCAAGUGGAGCUCCUGCCUCCCAGCAAUGAUCAUCUCCUUCCUUCUGCUUCUAUUCAAGAUGCCCAGCAGUGGCUUCAUCGUAAUAGGUUCUCUCCAUUCUGUAGACUCUUCUCAAGCUUUUCGGGUGCUGACUUACUGAAGAUGUCCAAAGAAGAUUUUGUUCAAAUCUGUGGGCCUGCUGAUGGAAUUCGGCUCUUUAAUGCAAUCAAAGGAAGAAAUGUAAGGCCAAAAAUGACAAUUUAUGUCUGUCAAGAACCAGAACAAAACAGGUCCCAUCUCCACCAAAAACGAGAAAAUGGAGAUAGCAGUCUUUGUGUAUAUCAUGCAAUCUUCUUGGAAGAAUUGACCACACUGGAAUUAAUGGAGAAGAUUGCAAAUUUGUACAGCAUUUCUCCACAGCAGAUAAAUCGAAUCUAUCGGCAGGGACCCACAGGGAUCCAUGUAUUAGUGAGCAAUGAGAUGGUGCAAAACUUCCAAGAUGAAUCUUGUUUUGUUAUCAGCACAUUAAAAGCUGAAAGCAAUGAUGGCUACCACAUCAUUUUAAAAUGACCGUGCUGCACAGAAAGACUUUAACAGCCUAAAAUAUAGUGCCUCACUGAGAUUUCUACAACUUAGACUGGAAACAUGAAGAACCUUCUGGAUAAAAUGCUCCUGUGAACUAAGAAUUACCAAACGGCCUAAGGAAAAACCUACUAUUACAGAUAUACAUUU